This is a messenger RNA of Desarmillaria tabescens, 1242 nucleotides long. RefSeq names its product uridine nucleosidase. Gene Ontology annotation, molecular function: purine nucleosidase activity. Gene Ontology annotation, cellular component: cytosol. The record is from RefSeq and is a predicted model, not a curated record. Gene Ontology annotation, biological process: purine nucleoside catabolic process. NCBI's taxonomy places the organism in Eukaryota, Fungi, Basidiomycota, Agaricomycetes, Agaricales, Physalacriaceae. The transcript has 7 exons. Bases 47 to 1108 code for a protein of 353 amino acids.
CCCAACCUCUCCCACUCGUAUACUCACUGCUACCACCGUCGCGACAAUGGCCGAUUUCAAGAAGAAGGUAUGGCUCGACGUCGAUCCAGGUCACGAUGAUGCAACUGCCAUCCUCCUCGCCCUUCACAGUCCCAAAAUUGAAUUACUGGGAAUCUCCACGACCCACGGUAACGCACCCAGUGAUCUGACUGCCAUCAACGCUGCAAGGUGUUUGUUGGCAUUCGGCGCGAAGCCUAAUAUUCGUGUAUACCCUGGCGCACCGAAGCCUCUUUUGAAGAAUGUGCAGCAUGACGUAGAGAUCCACGGUCCUGAUGGCUUGGGAGGCGUCGAAGGAUUGCCGUCUGGGACCGAUCCUGCCGUGUUGUCCUUGAUCGCCAAGAAUCCUGAUGGUUCUGUCGCUCGCGCCCUCGAGGGUAUGUCCCAGGACGUCAAGAGGGUGUGGAUCGAAGGGUCCGGUUCGGAGAAAGUGACCAUCAUCUCGAGCGGUCCCAUGACCAACAUCGCGUUGUUCAUCUCGGUAUAUCCUGACCUGUUGGACGCCGUCGAAGAAUUCGUGUUCAUGGGCGGAGGUGUCGGCCUCGGAAAUCGCGGCGCUGUUGCUGAAUAUAAUGUCAUGUGCGAUCCUCAUGCGGCUCAGAUCGUCUUGAACGCACCUGUUCGCGCCGUCAUGAUCCCCAUCAAUGAUGUUAUCAAAAAACUCCUGUCGCCUUCCGCAAUCGUAGGAUCGAACGCGCCGCUGCCCAAGCCUGAAACAAACCUCAGGUACACCCUUUCGACUCUCAUUGGAUAUUUUGCAGAGUCGUACAAGUCGACCUUUGGUUUUAUGGACGGCCCCCCGAUGCACGAUGCGCUGACGAUUGCGUAUGCUGCGCACCCCGAGCUCUUCACUGCGAAACGAUUCCGAGUUGACGUAGAGCUCGCCGGUGCCUAUUCCAGUGGUCAGACCGUUGUCGAUACAUGGAAAUACCAGAAGACCGACGAUUCGUGGGGCGCCAGCGGGAAAAAUUGCUUGGUUGCUGAAACAGUCAAGGCCGAUGGUUUCUUCGACAUGUUCUUGGACUGCGUUUCCCGUUGCGACAAGGUCUCGCCGUUGAACCUCCAGGCUUGAAGAUAUAAUUGGAUAGAUGACAGCGCGAAUGAUGUAUAAUUGUGGAAAGUAGAGAGAAGUCGAUUUGAAUGUACUACUACGUGGUGUCCAAUUGCAAGAUCUGACCGAAUCAAGACCGAAUUACUAGUCUCCCC